GAGAAGGGGGACGACGGGUCACUUUGGCGUUAUGAGUUAAACACAGCUUCAGAUAGUUUACGAUUAAGAAAGGUUUAUGUGCAAGCGUUAGUUUAUCACGCACCUCUUCCGACUGUGCACUUACAUUGUAUUCAGAUUACACUCUGUCAGUAUGUUCGAGGUAGACCAAAGGUCCCAGGGGUAUGGUUAUACAAGCCGAGAUCCUCGAUCCUCAACUCCUGUAGUCGGUGACUUGACGGUACAUUACGCAAAGCAAAAUAGCGGUCACAAGCACUCUCACUCCGCAGAUGAACGAGCCAUUUCCCCCGACUCUCGUUAUGUACUACGAACUCAGCAACCUGUAGAUAGAGUCAUGGUGCCCUCCUCUAUGCGACACGAUGCUGAUCGCGCUCUGCAGCGGAAGCCUUCAUUUGCAUCCGAAGAUGGCAGGUACCCAAGAGGUGAGAUAGUUCACAGCGCCACUGUUGGGCGUACAACUAGUUCUCAACUUGAUAAUAGCGCGGUUCAUGUAAAUCGGGCAUCAUCUAGGCAGCAUUCCGCUGGCAUGCCAGUGGAUAAUAGACAAGAUGGCCGUGGUGUAUAUAGUAGCUCUCACUAUAAUACUGUCAUGGAAGAUUUUUUCGCCGCUUGUGCGCUUUUCCAACCACAACGCAAACGUUAUAGAAGCGGGGAGAUAAUCCUUCCCGUCAACGAUAUGGGUACGGACGUAUACUUUAUUGUACAUGGCGCAUGUGACGUAUAUGAUAGUGGUAUAAAGAUCAAGGAACUCAGAGAACGCGAGUUUUUCGGCGAGUUGGGGAUGUUUUAUAGCGUACCUAGCCCGUUUGAAUACGUGGCCGCAGGAGAUGAUUGCCAAAUCUAUCAGGUUGCUAGAGAAGAGUUAGAAUCACACGUCCAAGAUAAUCAACAUGCCGGCAUCUUAAGUAUAUUGAAAUCCAGCUGCGAAGAUCGUAAAGCAGAGCUUAUUCAACGUGCAUCACGUAUGCAUCGUGAUGAUGACCAUAUAGAUGUAAACAAUCGAGAUAGAUUUCUUUCUAGGAACGGGUCUCGGUAUGUUGAUAGUGCUCGCGAGCACAGUGUCGAGCGUGGCCGAACCGACCGCAUGGAACAGUAUCGUGAGCGUGGCCUUCGCGAGGAAGACAAUCGCAGUGAGGUGCGGGAACUACAAGAACAUGAGAGAGAUGCCUGGCGACGUCGAUCCAACGAAAGAGAUGUAAGGCGUGUAUCAUCGGCAGAGUUUCUAUACAAAGAUAGAGAGUCUCCAGGUAUGCGAGCGGACGAUUAUCGUGGAAACGCGCAGCACAGAGAAAGAAAUAGACCGCCGUUGGACUAUGACCAUCGAGAUUCUGAUCCAUGUUCUCGUACCUUAACACGCGGGCAUCCAGAGCAACUGGAAAACGCUGGCGAUGACCGAAUGUAUAGCGCUAGAAUCCCGUCGGGGAGAGAUAGUGUACCUACCUCCCCUCGAUACCGCGAAAACUACGCACGUAGCUUCUAUACACGGGACGAAGAACCCAUGCGUGCCAUUCCAAGAGACUACAUACGAGACGAUCGAGAGGGUAAAGAUUCCUCAGCAUCCGGAUCAGAUAUAUCAUGCAGAGAAACAGCAUUGCGGCGAAGAGAAAUAACUGGGCGCGGCCGACAUGAAGAUGAGCGCCUCCAUCAACAGCGUGCCCCACAUUUAAAUACCAUCCACUCAUCGCACGCCAUGGAGAGAGGAUAUGAUGAAAGCUACAACGCGCGCAUGCGCUCCCCUGCUGGGCCCGCGGAUCGCAUUGAGAAUAACUAUCGCCAUCCCAGUAUGGAAAGCUCCCGGUCUGAUGGUAGAUUUGCACACGAUUCUCCGCAAAGUGUACAGGGCGGUAGAACCAGAUACAACUCGAUGAGCGGGGCACCCCAGCAAUCAUUGCGAGUGUCUCCGUAUGCCAGGGCAUUGAACCAUAUCCAACCAAGUGGUCCGAGAAAAGGCGGGAUGAGCAUGAGCAUGGAAUUGGAUAACGAGACACGGAUCGCACAGAAUCGUCUGAGAUACGCCGAUUCUAUCCAAGCGGAAUUGUUGGAUUUAUAAACAGACCCGACGUUACUUCUUUAUGGAAAAUGAGAUAAUAUGCACUCCGAAGAAUGCCCCUUUUUCUAUUCUGCUGCUCAAGUCUAGCAGCUGCGUCCUCGCAUAGGUACCAUCACCACAGCUUGCUUCGAAUAAACUAUGC
Molecule: messenger RNA, 2210 nt
Organism: Sphaeroforma arctica JP610
Lineage: Eukaryota; Ichthyosporea; Ichthyophonida
Exons: 1
Coding region: 152-2068 (638 amino acids)
Source: RefSeq, a predicted model, not a curated record